AUGUCUCGCUUCUUGGCUGGAACCCUCUCCGCCAUUUCUGGCAUCGUCAUUCUAGGAUCGUUGGUCGUCGCUGGUGUACUCUUCAAUGACAUCAACUCCUUGUAUUUUGAUGUUAUGGAUGAUAUGCAUGAGUUUAAGCUCCUCGCCGAUGACGCCUGGAACAAGAUGAUCACCGUCCAACAAAACGCGCCAGGAAACAAUUUGGAGGACUUGUUCAGACGUGGAAAAAGACAGGCCGGCGGAUCAUGCAACUGCGGACCACAGCCAAGCAACUGCCCAGCUGGACCAGCCGGACCACCAGGAGAGCCAGGACAGCCAGGAGACGACGGAGCACCAGGACAAGCCGGAGGCAACGGACACGACGGUAUCCCAUCGCCAAUCGACCCAUACGCACAACACGAAUGCAUCAAGUGUCCAGCCGGUGCUCCAGGACCACAGGGACCAGACGGUGAGGCCGGACCAGCCGGACCAGACGGACAACCAGGACAAGACGGCUCUCGUGGAAAUGACGGAGCUCCAGGAGCACCAGGAGCCCAAGGAGACGCCGGAGCCGCAGGACAAGACGGAGAAGCAGGAGCACCAGGACCAGCUGGAAAGAACGGACAACGCGGUGCAGGCGCGCCAGGACCACAAGGACCAGAAGGACCAGCUGGAGCACCAGGACAAGACGGAGCACCAGGAGAGGAUGGAGCUCCAGGACAUGCUGGAUCCGAGGGUAUCGCAGGAGCACCUGGAAAAGAUGGAGAGGCCGGACCAGAUGGUGUCGCUGGAGAGAAUGGAAUCGAAGGAGCACCUGGCACUGACGCCGCCUACUGUCCAUGCCCACCAAGAACUGUCGGAUACGGAGAGGUCGAGCAACCACAGGCCGAGCAGAGCGGAUAUAGAAGACGUGCUGCUAGACGAUUGUAG
Molecule: messenger RNA, 909 nt
Organism: Caenorhabditis remanei
Lineage: Eukaryota; Metazoa; Nematoda; Chromadorea; Rhabditida; Rhabditidae
Exons: 3
Coding region: 1-909 (302 amino acids)
Molecular function (GO): structural constituent of cuticle
Source: RefSeq, a predicted model, not a curated record